CCGGAAGUGGCCUCCGCGGGUGGCGGCGACAUGGCGUCGGGAGGCUCCCCUGUGGACCGGCUGCCUCCGCCUUUCCCCGCGGCGGAGCCUGCGGGCGCCCCGGAGGCGGGCAGCGACUCGGACGGGGAGGACAUUUUCACCGGCAGCUCCAGCAAGCCAAUGUCACCUAAGAAAGAGUCGCCUGUACCAGUAAGAACUACCUCCACAGAAAAUGGUGUUCAGGAGGAACAGGAUGAUCAGGACCUAUUUGCAGAUGCCACUGUAGAAUUGUCUCUUGAUAGCACACAAAACAACCAGAAGAAAGAGAUGGCUACUGUGAUCGGCCCUGUCCCUUCUUUAGAGAAAACAGCAAAUUUGCCUUCUAAGCCACAGUCAAAAACCUAUGAGGAGUUGGAAGAAGAGGAACAGGAAGACAAAUUUGAACUUUCAGUGGAAGUGAGUGAUCCUGAGAAAAUUGGAGAUGGUAUGAAUGCCUAUGUGGCCUACAAGGUGUCGACACAGACCACUUUGCCAAUGUUCAGGAAUAAGCAGUUCUCUGUGAAGAGGAGAUUCAGCGACUUCCUGGGCUUGUAUGAGAAGCUAUCAGAGAAGCAUGCACAAAAUGGAUUCAUCGUCCCCCCACCUCCUGAGAAGAGUUUGAUAGGAAUGACCAAAGUAAAAGUUGGGAAAGAAGAUUCUUCGUCCACAGAAUUCCUAGAAAAACGUCGAGCUGCCUUAGAAAGGUAUCUUCAAAGAACGGUCAACCAUCCAACCAUGCUGCAGGACCCAGAUGUCAGGGAAUUCUUGGAAAAAGAUGAGUUGCCACGAGCAGUUGGCACUCAGACCCUGAGUGGAGCUGGACUUCUGAAGAUGUUCAACAGAGCUACUGAUGCCGUCAGCAAAAUGACCAUCAAGAUGAAUGAGUCGGACAUUUGGUUUGAAGAGAAGCUUCAGGAGGUGGAAUGUGAGGAGCAGCGCCUGCGGAAGCUACAUGCUGUUGUAGAACUGCUAGUUAAUCACAGGAAAGAACUGUCACUGAAUACGGGUCAGUUUGCCAAGAGUUUAGCCAUGCUGGGGAGUUCAGAGGACAACACCGCCAUGUCCCGGGCGCUCUCCCAGCUGGCUGAGGUGGAAGAGAAGAUUGAACAGCUGCACCAAGAACAGGCAAACAGUGACUUCUUCCUCCUGGCUGAGCUCCUGAGUGACUACAUUCGCCUUCUUUCUGUUGUGAGGGGUGCCUUUGACCAGCGGAUGAAGACCUGGCAACGCUGGCAGGAUGCCCAGAUCAUGCUGCAGAAGAAACGAGAAACAGAGGCUCGGCUGCUGUGGGCCAACAAACCCGACAAGCUUCAGCAAGCCAAAGAGGAGAUCUCAGAGUGGGAAUCUCGUGUGACGCAGUAUGAGCGAGACUUUGAACGAAUAUCUGCAGUUCUCCGGAAGGAGGUGUUGCGGUUUGAGAAAGAGAAAACAAAAGAUUUCAAAACUCAUGUGACCAAAUACCUGGAGACGCUGUUACAUUCGCAGCAGCAGUUUGUGAAGUACUGGGAUGCAUUCUUACCAGAGGCAAAGGCCAUCUCCUAACCAGGCCAAGCAACCUGGACUGAUUCUGCCUUUACUACAUUAUACCUCUUGGCCUUUCAGAUGGAUCCUGCAGAGCUGAUAAGACUCCACAAGCAAAGCAGCAGUUUCCCCAGCUAGUAACUCUUCUUCUAACUGUAUAUUUUUUCAUUUAGGUUCAUAUAUAUAUACACACACACACAAACACACAUAUAUAUAUUUUCCUAUUGAAGAGACUAGUCCCCUGCUUAACAAGCCAAGACCCGCUGUAGGGAGCGGAGAAUGGGCAGGGGUUAUUGUGUAUUUUUUGGACUUUGGUAUUGGGCCCAGGAAUGCUUCCUGCGACUCCUGUGGUGCCAUGACGACUAUGUAAUAAAACUUAAAAUCAAGGCUAA
Lacerta agilis (Sand lizard) is the source of this 1931-nucleotide messenger RNA. It is a transcript of the gene SNX1, whose product is annotated as sorting nexin 1. Gene Ontology annotation, molecular function: phosphatidylinositol binding. The record is from RefSeq and is a predicted model, not a curated record. The coding region runs from base 31 to 1560 and encodes 509 amino acids. Lineage: Eukaryota; Metazoa; Chordata; Lepidosauria; Squamata; Lacertidae. Gene Ontology annotation, cellular component: endosome; endosome membrane. Gene Ontology annotation, biological process: early endosome to Golgi transport; intracellular protein transport. The transcript has 15 exons.